Molecule: messenger RNA, 477 nt
Organism: Triticum aestivum (bread wheat)
Lineage: Eukaryota; Viridiplantae; Streptophyta; Magnoliopsida; Poales; Poaceae
Product: auxin-responsive protein SAUR32-like
Exons: 2
Coding region: 1-477 (158 amino acids)
Biological process (GO): response to auxin
Source: RefSeq, a predicted model, not a curated record
AUGGGUCAUUUUUUUGCUAACAUUGGAAAGCGCGCCGAAGGUGGAGCGCUCGAGCCGAACUUGUUCGGAUCUAUCGACAAGGCAAGGCCGCGUGGGCGGCGCACCGGGGAGCAGGCCGAGGCAGUUGCGGCGAGGAGAAGCUCGGGCGGCGCUGCAGAGAGGACGACAGUGGGCUCGGGCGGAGAGGACGCCACAGACUUGCCGCUGCGGUCGGACAUCCCCAUCGCCUACCUCUACCACCCGCUCUUCCAGUGGCUGUUGGAGGCGGCCCGGGACACGUAUGGCUACAGCUCGGCCGGCCCGCUCUGGCUGCCCUGCUGCGUCGACGAGUUCCUCCGCCUGCGCGCGCUCGUCGACCGGGAGACGACGCACUCGCACUCCUCCUCCUACUCGCACCGCGUGCACGUGCAGGACGUCGGCCACCAGCAGCACGGCAACUCCUUCGCCCCAUGCACCCGCGCCAAAAUCACCUCCUGA